This is a messenger RNA of Cryptomeria japonica (Japanese cedar), 2427 nucleotides long. Its product is annotated as sodium/calcium exchanger NCL2. Bases 400 to 2163 code for a protein of 587 amino acids. The transcript has 7 exons. Lineage: Eukaryota; Viridiplantae; Streptophyta; Pinopsida; Cupressales; Cupressaceae. Gene Ontology annotation, molecular function: calcium:proton antiporter activity; calcium ion binding. Gene Ontology annotation, cellular component: membrane. The record is from RefSeq and is a predicted model, not a curated record. Gene Ontology annotation, biological process: intracellular calcium ion homeostasis; calcium ion transmembrane transport.
AUUCGAUCUAGACCAAAAAUGGCCGCCCUGAAUUUCCAAUCAACCUAAACUUGCGCAAUUUUACUAUGAUAGGCAUUCUUCCAGUCCGUACUCCAUGGAAUGCACUUCAAGUCCUCUGCCUUGAAUCUGCCUCUUCUACAUCUUCAAAUUGCGUAAUUUUCUGCUAAGAAGACAGUUCAAAAGAAAAAGUGAAAACCAAUUCUGACAAAUUUUUUAUUUUCCCUAACGGUCUCGAUCGUGGACGCACCCUUUUUCGACUUUCUCGUCUACCGAGUUUGACGGCCAUAUCAUAUUGACAAAAACUUAUUUAUUUUGUUGUUAUCCUACAAAAGCUAUUUAUUUCAAAAGGUCGGCGAAGUUCCUAGCGGAACAAAUUUUCAACUAGAUCUGAAAAUUUCAAUGGAACGGUUAACCAGACCGGCCAUGAAAGGAUUUGUCGUCAUUUUUAUCUUACUGCUGUGCGCGGGCGUCCAAGGCGCUGGAAAAGCCGGAUUCCUUUUGAGGAAAUCGGCAGCGGGACUCAAUCCCGGAGCAAAUCUGGUGUCGGAUGGAUCUGAGGGCAAGAUUUCAAAAGGAUUUAUUGCAAAGGUGUCUUCUGGUUGGGAAAGGAAAGAUCUGGAGAGUAGCAGUUGUGAUGAAACAUACGGAUUUAUGCCCUGCACUACGACUGCUCUUGGAAAUUUGUUUCUGCUGCUGGCGUAUGGUUAUCUCAUGUAUUUGGCGGCCAAAUUUAUGGCCGACGGAAGCGAACUGCUAUUGGCCGUUUUAGGGCCUGGUCUUAUUGGAGGCUUGCUUUUGCCUGUUCUUGGAGCUUUUCCUGACGCUUUGCUCAUUCUAGUAUCUGGUCUAUCUGGAAGUACAGAAACUGCUCAAUCACAAGUUUUGAUAGGAAUGGGAUUACUUGCGGGAUCAACUGUGAUGUUAUUGACACUUUUGUGGGGCUCUUGUCUGGUUGUUGGCAAAUGUGAUAUCUCUGGUGAUUCUGUUGCAAUUGAUUCCCAAGAUACAACAAGAUUCAGCCUUUUAGGGUCAGGUAUUUCUACAGACAAAUCAACUAGAACUGCCUCUCGAAUUAUGGUGGCAUCAGUUGUGCCUUUUCUCAUUGUACAAAUCCCACAACUCAUUAACUCUUCUUCUGCCAAACGGAUAUCUGUUUUGGUUGCAUGCAUUGCUGCGAUUUUGUGUCUACUAUCUUAUUGUAUAUAUCAGGUCAUACAACCUUGGAUUCAAAAAAGACGAAUAGAAUAUGCAAAACAUAAACACAUAGUAUCAUCUGUCCUGCAUCAUGUACAUAAAAAAGGAUUGGGAACCCUUGUUGGAGAAGAUGGAGAACUUGAUGUUGAUGUUGCUAAAGGGAUAUUCAAUAGCCUGGAUUCUGAUGGUGACGGACAUUUGUCUGAAGGCGAGCUUCGUGGGCUACUUGUUGGUCUUGAAUUGCAUCAACAAAAUGCUUCAGCUAAAGAUGCCCUUGACAAAAUAAUGUCCGAUUUUGAUACCUCAAGAGAUGGUAAACUUGACUUAAUGGAGUUUGAAGAAGGAAUCCGUUCUUGGCUUCAUGUUGCACAGAAAGUUGAUCUUUCAAAUAACUACUCAAGGAAAGUCUCUGAUUUGGAAAGGACAGCCAGAGAUGAGCUUGAUAACCUCAUCCCUGAAGACACGAAAGAUGAUAAUGAUAAUCCAUAUCAAUUCUACCUGAAAGCUGUGUCACUUAUGCUGGGAGGUGCUGUUAUAGCUGGAAUAUUUGCAGAUCCAUUUGUAGAUGCUGUUGACAAUUUUUCUGAUGCAACAAGCAUUCCUUCAUUUUUCAUCUCUUUCAUAGCAAUGCCUUUGGCUACAAACUCUAGUGAGGGUGUUUCAGCACUUAUUUUCGCAAGCCGCAAGAAAACACAGACAGCUUCCUUGACUUAUUCUGAGAUAUAUGGUGCAGUGACCAUGAACAAUACAUUAUGUUUGGGAAUCUUCUUAGCUAUUGUUUAUAUCCGUGGCUUGGAAUGGGACUUUUCAGCCGAAGUGUUAGUUAUAUUGCUUGUUGUUUUAGCAAUGGGUCUUUUUGGCAGCUUUCGGACGACUUUCCCCUUGUGGAUGAGUUUUGUUGCCUUCCUUUUGUAUCCUCUAACUUUAGCCAUUGUUUAUGUCUUAGAUUAUGUUCUAGGAUGGUCAUGAAGAGAAGCAUUCAUAAUAUUUGUGCAUUAUGUCAUGGUGUUAAGGAGUUGAAAUCCAUGUAUAUUUGGAAUUCCACCAUCAUAUUGCAAUUAUAUGUAUGUUAUUAUUCUCUUUAUGCAAAUUAGUUAUGUUUUACAAACAGAAAUUGUCAGAUUGAACUGUUUUCAUAGAAUUCUUCAAUAAGGAGUUUACUUUUGGUCUCUCCCGUCACCAUAUGUAAAUCAUGUUUCUAGAUAUUCGUAUCUUGGUCAUUUUUGAACUUCA